Molecule: messenger RNA, 2863 nt
Organism: Phacochoerus africanus (Common warthog)
Lineage: Eukaryota; Metazoa; Chordata; Mammalia; Artiodactyla; Suidae
Gene: AMIGO3
Product: adhesion molecule with Ig like domain 3
Exons: 1
Coding region: 339-1865 (508 amino acids)
Biological process (GO): brain development
Molecular function (GO): protein binding
Source: RefSeq, a predicted model, not a curated record
CGGGGUUGGCGCUGCCCCGCCCCUCCAACGGGAGCCAAUGCGAGCCUGAGGCUCCGCCCCCAGGGCAAGCGCCUUCAGGGGAAGAGUAUUUAGAAGCUGAGCGCUCAGGAAGGCGGAAAGCCGGGGAAGCCCGGGAAGGGAGUGAUGAGCCAAGUGUGGCCCUAGCUCACAACUCAAAACCUGGAACCUGCAAGCUGGAGCCGCUGGCCUUGUGAGGUGGAGCCUGCAUCCCGCCUCUGUCUAUCCCUUUUUCAGCGCCCCGCCAGAGCCCAAGUGGGUGAGUCUCGGAGCUGCUCCCUGCUCGGAACCGCCCUGUCCCAUCCCUAGCAGUGGCCAACAUGGCCCGGCUGGUACUACAGGGCACACUGCUGUGCAUGCUGCGCAUUGGGUUAGGCACCCUGGACUCCGAGGGCUUCCUGCCCCCUGCACCCCAUAACUGCCCCUACAAAUGUGUCUGCGCUGCCGACCUGCUGAGCUGCGCUGGCCUGGGGCUCCAGGACGUGCCAGUUGCAUUACCAGCCGCAGCCGCAGACCUCGACCUGAGCCACAAUGCGCUCCAGCGCCUGCACCCUGGUUGGUUGGCCCCCCUUGCCCGGCUCCGCGCCCUGCGUUUAAAUCACAACGAGCUAGAAGUGCUAGGUCGCGGAGUUUUCACCAAUGCCAGCAGCCUGCGGCUGCUCGAUUUAUCAUCUAACGCCCUGCGGGCACUUGGCCGCAACGACCUCGAUGGGCUGGGGGCACUAGAGAUGCUAUUUCUGUUCAAUAACCGCCUGGCACACUUGGACGAGCAUGCCUUCCGAGGGCUGGACACACUCAGUCGUCUCUACCUGGGCUGCAAUGAACUCACGUCCUUCUCUUUCCACCACCUACACGGUCUGGAGGUGACCCACUUACGUACUCUGGAUCUCUCCUCCAACCGCCUGGGACACAUCCCUGUACCUGACCUGGCCGCACUGCCAGCCUUCCUCAAAAACGGCCUUUAUUUGCACAACAACCCGCUACCCUGCGACUGCCGCCUCUACCACCUGCUGCAGCGCUGGCGCCAGCGGGGGCUCAGCGCUGUGAGCGACUUCACGCGUGAAUACAUGUGCUUGGCCUUCAAGGUACCUGCUUCUAGAGUGCGAUUCUUUGAGCACAGCCGUGUUUUUGAGAACUGCUCAGCUGCCCUGGCUGGGGGCAUAGAGCGGCCUGAAGAGCAGCUGCACGUGCAGGUGGGGCAGUCCCUGAAGCUGCACUGCAACACCAGCGCCCCAGCUGGGCGCAUUGCCUGGGUCUCACCACAGCAUGAGCUGUUGGUGGCACCAGGAUCUCGCAAUGGCAGCAUUGCAGUGCUGGCUGAUGGCACCCUGGCCAUCAGCAACGUGCAGCUGUGGCAUGAGGGUGUCUUUGUGUGCCUGGCCACUGGGCCCCAUCUGCACCACAACCAGACGCAUGAGUACAACGUGAGUGUACACUUCCUGCACCCUGAGCCUGAGGCUUUCAACACGGGCUUUACUACACUGCUGGGCUGUGCCGUGGGCCUAGGGCUUGUGCUGCUCUACCUGUUCGCACCACCCUGUCCCGGCUGUCGCCGCUGCUACCAUCGCACCUGCCGCUGCCGACGCUGGCCCCGAACACCCAGCCCACUCCAGGACCUGAGUGCGCAGUCCUCAGUGCUCAGCACCACGCCACCUAAUGCACCCAGUCACAAGGCCAGUGUCCACAAGCAUGUGGUCUUUCUGGAGCCUGGCAGAAGGGGACUCAAUGGUCGUGUGCAACUGGCAAUAGCUGAGGACUUUGAUCUCUACAAUCCCAUGGGGCUUCGGCUCAAGGUGGGUUCUGAGUCCACUAGCUCCACAGGCUCUGAGGGCCUGGUGAUGACCUAGGUUGCCUAGGGCCACCCCUCCCCACCCUCGGCCCCCCAGGCCACUGCUUACCCACUGCUUGCCCUGCUCCCUGCUGCUGCCCAGAGAACUGCCAGAUGCUGGUGGGAGGGACUAGGCUUGGUCCUCCAGUCUCUCUUAUGGGCCUUGACAUAAACCACAGUAACCCCACUUACUGGUAGAGGGGUUGAGGUCCCUCCCUAGUACAGGACCUAAUAGGGCCUGCUUGUGCCCACUUUCCUUGGGAUCUCCUGCCCAAGUGUCCUGUGAGGACCGGAAUCGAGGCCCAUCUGGAAGAGCCUUGCGUUAAGAGCCCCAGGUUCACUCGCUGGGGCUGAGGCAGCUGAGGAGCGGUGGUGAAGAACUGGAGCAUGACCAACUUUCUCUUCCCGAGGGGACUGGAAGGGAGUGGCCCACAGGGGAAGAGGAGGAGAACCUCAGAGGAAGACUCAGUCCCCAUCCCAGGAAUGGAACAAGGAAUUACCAGCCCGCCCUCUGGUGAAAUGCACGACUCUCCAGGCAGCAACGUUCAACCUACUUGAAGCUUCACAAGUCCAAGCACAGUCUGGUGGGGAGGCAUGAAAUCUCCCUUCUCAAAAGACCCCCAGAGGCACUGCAGGCCACUCUAAGCAGAAUCUCCCCACAAGCUUGUGAGUCAGCGCUAAGGGGCACCAUGGUCUGUGCUCCCAGCUUUUCAGCAGUAAAAAGCCAGCUGAGCAUGGUUAAGAUGGGAGGGCUGAGCCUGAACUCCCUGUCCCCUGAGGGUAGAGUCCUCUUAAGGGCUGGCACUGGUCUUGGCCUAAUGGCGGAAGCAGUGCCCUGGCUUCAUAAGCACCUCACCACUCCCACUGCAGGGAGGCAGGGAAGUGGGGACUGGGGAACCCCUCCCAAGUAGGGAAUGAGCUGGGGGGGAUCCCCACAAAUGUCCUGGAUCCAGUUAUCUUCGAGUUUCUAAUAAAGGCAGUAUGUGCUCAUUCCUGGAGCCUCUGCAGAUGCAGGUA